CGAGGGGGGGUGCGCUCAGGGAUGUGAACGUGAAGGGGUGCCAUCUGUGUGUGCAAGCCACAUACAUCUGUGAUGCCCUCACUUGCGCUGUCUACAAGCACACGCAUGUACAAUCUGUGUGGACACGCAUGUGGGUACUGGGGUGUGUGUCUGUGAGCAUAGGUGCUUGUGCAGUCUGUGUGUGUGAUCUGUGUUUAGGUGUGUACUUGUGUGAGUGCACCGCCUGCAUGUGGAAUUGGCAUGUGUUCUUGCAUGUGUGGGGCCUAUGUUUGCAUGUGUGCACUUGUGUGUGCAAUCCGUGUGUCUACGCACGUGUGUGGUUGUGUGUGUGUGUGCAGUCUGCAUGUACGUGUGCAUGUAAUCUGUAUGAACAUGUAUGUGGGCAAUGUGUGUGCGAUCUGUGUUUGUGUGUGGACUAGCAUGUGCAAUCCAUGUAGGCACUUGUGCAAUGUGUAUGCUACACAUGUGUCCUUGCACAUGUGUGUGCUCUCUAUAAGUGUGUAGGGCACUCAAUUGUGCAAGUGGCAUGUGUCAUCCAUGUGCAGAUGUGUAUGUGUGCAAUCCAUGUGUGCAAUGUGUAUGUUCGUGUGCACAGUGAAUGUCCAAUCGGUGCUUGUGCGUGUGUGGACUUGUGUGUGCCAUCUGUGGGGGGGGGCAUGUGUGUGUAGCCAGUGUUUAUAUGUGUGUGUGGUCCACGUGCACCUCCCUGCAUGUACAAUGUGUAUCUGUCCGGGCCUGGUCAGAGGGGCUGCGCCCACACGGGGGAGGUCUCCACCGCUCCCUACUGACCCCUUCCCCUGCCAGGACUCCAGCCCCGGGGACAGACCCAGCCACCACCUUCCUCUUUCCAGGACCCACCAGGACACACAAGAGGCACCAUGGGAGAUGCGGAGAUGGCAGAAUUCGGGGAGGCCGCCCCCUACUUGCGCAAGUCGGACAAGGAGCGGGUGGAGGCCCAGACCCGCCCCUUUGACCUCAAGCGUGACGUCUUCGUGCCUGAUGUCAAGGAGGAGUUUGUCAAGGCCAAGAUCACCUCCCGCGAGGGUGGCAAGGUCACCGCGGAAACUGAGAAUGGCAAAACGGUGACCGUAAAGGAGGAUCAGCUUAUGCAGCAGAACCCACCCAAGUUCGACAAGAUUGAGGACAUGGCCAUGCUGACCUUCCUCCAUGAGCCGGCCGUCCUCUACAACCUCAAGGAACGCUACGCCUCAUGGAUGAUCUACACCUACUCAGGGCUGUUCUGCGUGACCAUCAACCCCUACAAGUGGCUGCCGGUGUACAAUGCAGAGGUGGUGGGUGCCUAUCGGGGCAAGAAGAGGAGUGAAGCCCCGCCCCACAUUUUCUCUAUCUCUGACAAUGCCUAUCAGUACAUGCUGACGGAUCGGGAGAACCAGUCCAUCCUCAUCACCGGAGAAUCCGGGGCAGGGAAGACUGUGAACACCAAGCGGGUCAUCCAGUACUUUGCGGUCAUUGCAGCCAUUGGCGACCGCAGCAAGAAGGAACCGGUUGCCACAGGCAAGGGGACAUUGGAAGAUCAAGUCAUCCAGGCUAACCCUGCCCUGGAGGCCUUUGGUAAUGCCAAGACUGUCAGGAAUGACAACUCAUCCCGAUUUGGUAAAUUCAUCCGAAUUCAUUUUGGGGCAACAGGAAAGCUAGCCUCUGCUGACAUUGAGACCUAUCUCCUGGAGAAAUCCCGGGUUAUCUUCCAGCUCAAGUCUGAGAGGAACUACCACAUCUACUACCAGAUCCUGUCCAAUAAGAAGCCAGAGCUGUUGGACAUGAUGCUGGUAACCAACAACCCCUAUGACUACGCCUUCAUCUCCCAAGGGGAGACUACAGUGCCGUCCAUUGAUGACGGAGAAGAGUUGUUGGCCACUGACAGUGCCUUUGAUGUGCUGGGCUUCACCCAAGAGGAGAAGAACUCCAUCUACAAGCUGACGGGUGCCAUCAUGCACUUCGGCAACAUGAAGUUCAAGCAGAAGCAACGGGAGGAGCAGGCUGAGCCUGAUGGCACAGAGGAGGCAGACAAGUCGGCCUACCUCAUGGGGCUCAACUCGGCCGACCUGCUCAAGGGGCUGUGCCACCCCCGGGUCAAAGUGGGCAACGAGUACGUCACCAAGGGGCAGACUGUGCAGCAGGUGUGCUAUGCUACCGGAGCCCUGGCCAAGUCAGUCUAUGAGAAGAUGUUCAGCUGGAUGGUCACCAGAAUUAACAACACACUGGAGACCAAGCAGCCACGUCAGUACUUCAUUGGUGUACUGGACAUUGCUGGCUUUGAGAUCUUUGAUUUCAACAGCUUUGAGCAGCUUUGCAUUAACUUCACCAAUGAGAAGCUGCAGCAGUUCUUCAACCACCACAUGUUCGUGCUGGAGCAAGAGGAGUACAAGAAGGAGGGCAUUGAGUGGGAGUUCAUUGACUUUGGCAUGGACUUGCAGGCCUGCAUUGACCUCAUUGAGAAGCCCAUGGGCAUCAUGUCCAUCCUGGAAGAGGAGUGCAUGUUCCCGAAGGCCACAGAUAUAACCUUCAAAGCCAAGCUUUUUGAUAAUCACUUGGGAAAGUCGGCCAACUUUGGGAAGCCGCGGAACAUCAAGGGGAAGCCAGAGGCGCACUUCUCCCUCAUGCACUAUGCUGGCACCGUUGACUACAACAUAAUUGGCUGGCUGCAGAAGAACAAGGAUCCCCUCAAUGAAACUGUAGUGGGGCUCUACCAGAAAUCUGCCCUCAAACUCCUUGCUCUCCUCUUUGCCAACUACGCCGCGGCCGAUUCACCUUCUGAAAGUGGGAAAGGCAAAGGAUCAAAGAAGAAGGGCUCAUCCUUCCAGACAGUGUCAGCUCUGCAUCGGGAGAACCUGAACAAGCUGAUGACCAACCUCCGCUCCACCCACCCACACUUUGUCCGGUGCAUCAUUCCCAACGAGACCAAGUCUCCAGGGGUGAUGGACAACCCACUAGUGAUGCACCAGCUGCGCUGCAACGGCGUGCUGGAGGGCAUCCGUAUCUGCCGCAAGGGCUUCCCCAACCGCAUCCUCUACGGGGACUUCAGGCAGAGGUACCGCAUCCUGAACCCUGCGGCCAUCCCUGAGGGGCAAUUCAUUGACAGCCGCAAGGGGGCAGAGAAGCUGCUGGGCUCCCUCGACAUUGACCACAACCAGUACAAGUUUGGGCACACCAAGGUGUUCUUCAAGGCUGGGCUCCUGGGGUUAUUGGAGGAGAUGCGGGAUGAGCGUCUGGCCCGGAUCAUGACCCGGCUCCAGGCCCAGGUCCGUGGCUACCUGUCUCGGCAAGAAUUCAAGAAGAUCUUGGAGCGCAGGGACUCCCUGCUGGUGAUCCAGUGGAACAUCCGGGCCUUCAUGGGGGUGAAGAACUGGCCCUGGAUGAAGCUGUACUUCAAGAUCAAGCCACUGCUGAAGAGUGCAGAGACCGAGAAGGAAAUGCAGACCAUGAAAGAGGAAUUUGGGCGCCUGAAGGAGGCACUGGAGAAGUCAGAGCAGCGGCGCAAGGAGCUGGAGGAGAAGAUGGUCUCUCUGCUCCAGGAGAAGAAUGACCUCCAGCUGCAAGUCCAAGCGGAGCAAGACAAUCUUGCAGACUCUGAGGAACGCUGUGACCAGCUGAUCAAGAACAAGAUCCAAAUGGAGGCCAAGGCAAAGGAACUGACGGAGAGGCUAGAGGAUGAGGAGGAGAUGAAUGCAGAGUUGACAGCCAAGAAGAGGAAACUGGAAGAUGAGUGCUCAGAGCUCAAGAAGGACAUUGACGAUCUGGAGUUGUCCCUGGCCAAGGUGGAGAAGGAAAAGCAUGCAACAGAGAACAAGGUCAAGAACCUCACAGAAGAGAUGGCUGGGUUGGAUGAGAUCAUUGCCAAGUUGACCAAGGAGAAGAAGGCCCUGCAGGAGGCCCACCAACAAGCUCUGGAUGACCUGCAGGCUGAAGAGGACAAGGUCAACACCUUGACCAAGGCCAAAGUGAAGUUGGAGCAACAGGUGGACGACCUGGAAAGUUCCCUGGAGCAGGAGAAGAAGAUCCGGAUGGACCUGGAACGGGCCAAAAGGAAGCUGGAAGGGGACUUGAAGCUGGCCCAAGAAAGCAUCAUGGACCUGGAGAAUGACAAGCAGCAGAUGGAUGAGAAGCUCAAGAAGAAAGACUUUGAGUUGAAUGCCCUGAAUGCACGGAUUGAGGAUGAGCAAGCCAUUGCUAUCCAACUCCAGAAGAAGCUCAAAGAACUCCAGGCACGCAUUGAGGAGCUGGAGGAGGAGCUAGAGGCAGAGCGCACAGCCCGGGCCAAGGUGGAGAAGCUGCGCUCAGACCUAUCACGGGAGCUGGAGGAGAUCAGCGAGCGGCUGGAGGAGGCAGGUGGUGCCACCUCAGUGCAGAUCGAGCUAAACAAGAAAAGGGAGGUGGAGUUCCAGAAGAUGCGGCGAGACCUGGAGGAGGCGACGCUGCAGCACGAGUCCACGGCCGCCACACUGCGCAAGAAGCACGCUGACUCAGUGGCCGAGCUGAGUGAGCAAAUUGACAACCUGCAGCGCGUCAAGCAGAAGCUGGAGAAGGAGAAGAGCGAGCUCAAGCUGGAGCUGGAUGAUGUUGCCUCCAACAUGGAGCAGCUCCUCAAGGCCAAGGCCAACCUGGAGAAGAUGUGCCGGAUGGUGGAGGACCAGAUGAAUGAGCAUCGAUCCAAGUCAGAAGAGUCGCAACGCAUGGUCAUUGACCUCACUACCCAACGCGCCAAGCUGCAGACAGAGAAUGGUGAACUGGCCAGGCAGCUGGAUGAGAAAGAGGCACUGGUCAACCAGCUGACUCGGGGCAAGCUCACAUACACUCAGCAGCUGGAGGACCUCAAGAGGCAGCUGGAGGAGGAAGUGAAGGCCAAGAACGCGCUGGCACAUGCCUUGCAGUCGGCCCGGCAUGACUGUGACCUGCUGCGGGAGCAGUACGAGGAGGAGACAGAGGCCAAGGCCGAGUUGCAACGCUCGCUCUCCAAGGCCAAUUCUGAAGUGGCCCAGUGGCGGACCAAGUAUGAGACUGACGCCAUCCAGCGCACCGAGGAGCUGGAGGAGGCCAAGAAGAAGCUGGCGCAGAGGCUGCAGGAGGCAGAGGAGGCAGUAGAGGCUGUCAAUGCCAAGUGCUCCUCACUGGAAAAAACCAAGCACCGGCUGCAGAAUGAGAUUGAGGACCUGAUGGUGGAUGUGGAGCGCUCCAACGCUGCUGCCGCUGCCAUGGACAAGAAACAGCGCAACUUUGACAAGAUCCUGGCUGAGUGGAAGCAGAAGUUUGAGGAGUCCCAGACAGAGCUGGAGGCCUCACAGAAAGAGGCCCGGUCACUCAGCACUGAGCUCUUCAAGCUCAAGAACGCCUACGAGGAGUCUCUGGAGCACCUGGAGACCUUCAAGAGGGAGAACAAGAACCUCCAGGAGGAGAUCUCAGACCUGACAGAGCAGCUGGCCAGCAGCGGGAAGACCAUCCACGAGCUGGAGAAGACACGGAAGCAGCUGGAUGCUGAGAAGCUGGAGCUGCAGGCAGCUCUGGAGGAGGCUGAGGCCUCCCUGGAGCAUGAGGAGGGGAAGAUCCUGCGGGCCCAGCUGGAAUUCAACCAGUUCAAGGCAGACUUUGAGCGCAAGCUGGCUGAGAAGGAUGAGGAAAUGGAGCAGGCCAAGCGCAACCACAUACGGGUGGUGGACUCACUUCAGGCCUCACUGGAUGCUGAGACCCGCAGCCGCAACGAGGCUCUGCGCCUCAAGAAGAAAAUGGAAGGUGACCUCAAUGAGAUGGAGAUCCAGCUCAGCCACGCCAACCGCAUGGCUGCUGAGGCCCAGAAGCAAGUCAAGACGCUACAGAGCUACCUCAAGGACACCCAGCUGCAGCUGGAUGAUGUGGUGCGAGCCAAUGAGGACCUGAAGGAGAACAUCGCCAUCGUGGAGCGGCGCAACAACCUGCUGCAGUCAGAGCUGGAGGAGUUGCGGGCUGUGGUCGAACAGACAGAGCGGGCCCGCAAGCUGGCUGAACAGGAGCUCAUAGAGGCUAGUGAGAGGGUCCAGCUCCUGCACUCCCAGAACACCAGCCUGAUCAACCAGAAGAAGAAGAUGGAGACUGACAUAGCCCAGUUGCAGACAGAGGUGGAGGAGGCUGUUCAGGAGUGCCGAAACGCAGAAGAGAAGGCCAAGAAGGCCAUCACUGAUGCGGCCAUGAUGGCAGAGGAGCUGAAGAAGGAGCAGGACACAAGCGCCCACCUGGAGCGGAUGAAGAAGAACAUGGAACAGACCAUCAAGGACCUGCAGCUGCGGCUGGAUGAGGCCGAGCAGCUGGCCCUCAAGGGUGGCAAGAAGCAGCUGCAGAAGCUGGAGGCCCGGGUGCGGGAGCUGGAGAGUGAGCUGGAGGCUGAGCAAAAGCGAAAUGCAGAAAGUAUCAAGGGCCUGCGCAAGUCGGAGCGGCGCAUCAAGGAGCUCACCUACCAGACCGAGGAGGACAGGAAGAACCUGAUCCGUCUCCAAGACCUAGUGGAUAAGCUCCAGCUCAAAGUUAAAGCCUACAAGAGGCAGGCAGAGGAGGCGGAGGAACAAGCCAACACCAACCUGGCCAAGUUCCGGAAGAUUCAACAUGAGCUGGAUGAGGCUGAAGAGCGGGCCGACAUCGCCGAGUCCCAGGUCAACAAGCUCCGGGCCAAGAGCCGCGACAUUGGAGCCAAGAAGGGACUGAAUGAGGAGUAACUCCCAUGACACCCCUCAGAGGCCACUGCCGACCUUCCCCUCUGUAUAUUAGCACCAAACAUCCCAUUCCCUCCAGUCUAGAGAAUAAAUCAGCAAUACACUGUG
Alligator sinensis (Chinese alligator) is the source of this 6803-nucleotide messenger RNA. Its product is annotated as myosin-7. NCBI's taxonomy places the organism in Eukaryota, Metazoa, Chordata, Crocodylia, Alligatoridae. Gene Ontology annotation, cellular component: myosin complex. The record is from RefSeq and is a predicted model, not a curated record. Gene Ontology annotation, molecular function: actin filament binding; cytoskeletal motor activity; ATP binding. The transcript is spliced from 39 exons. Bases 879 to 6698 code for a protein of 1939 amino acids.